AUUCACUGCGAUAACAGAGCUCUUCUAUUAAAGAAAGUUUCCAUUUUUAUAAAUCCCUUUGAUGUUGUAGUACGUACACACCACCCGAAGAAGACUAAGACUAGUUCUAUCUUCCCCGCCGCCGCCGCCGCCGUCGUCGUCGUUAUCAUAAUCGCCGCCGGCCGUUAAAUGGCUGAGCCCAGUGAUAGUAUCGCUCUCUCUAAUCUCCUUCUCUGCCACGAAUCGGAGUCUUCUUUAAACUUAGACGAAGAGAGGAUUGAGAGAUCUGAGCAAGUACCUCACUUUCCUACUACGAUCGGUGAUGAUGAAGAUUAUGUGGCGGAGCUUGUUCGUAAAGAGAAUCGCCGAUUCGAAACCGAACCCACUAAAACGUCGUCGUCUUCUUCUUCUUUCGAUAGAUUGAUUGCAAUCGAUUGGAUUCUCACUACAAGAACAAGAUUUGGAUUCCAACAUCAAACAGCUUACAUUGCGAUUUCAUACUUGGAUCUGUUUCUCCAUAAAAGAUUCAUCGGUGUAAGUUCUGUUUUUGCUCCUUUUCAUUACUUGAACUACUUCCUUGCUACAAUCUCUCCGGACAACAACCAAUCUGUUUCUAAAGACUUGGUCUUGUUAAGAUCCUCUGAUUCCCUUCUUGCUCUAACUAAAGAGGUAAGCUUUACGGAGUAUCGACAGUUCGCUGUUGCUGCUGCUACUACAAUGUUAGCUUCUUCUACUUCAUCGGAUAUUAUUAGAUUGACGAGAGAAGAAAUGGCUAACAAGUUUGGAUCCAUCUCUUGGUGGACGUCUAACGAGAAUGAAAAUGUAUAUUUGUGUUAUCAGAGAAUGCUAGAGAUUGAGGACAGGAAACAUAUGACACCACCGCCGGAAACCUCGGUUCCCCGCGAUAUACAACCGCCGUCAUCAGGAAGUGGCGCUAAACGCCGGUUGUCUUUUGAUGAUUCUGAUCAAACUUCUUCAGCCAAGAGAAUGCGUAUGCUCUGAACUCUGAAGAGAGUUCUUCUUGGGAGUUUUUGCCUUAUAUUGAUUUGGUUUCUCUUAUUUUUUUGGCAACAUAUUGAUUUGGUUUUUAUAUUCAAUCAUUUGAUUAUAGAGGAAAAAAAUGGUAUGAAGAUAUAAUGGUUAUUUCAAUUUUUGUGAAGUAACUCAUCAUAUAGGUUCGUUCAUA
Messenger RNA from Camelina sativa (false flax), 1165 nucleotides. The record is from RefSeq and is a predicted model, not a curated record. NCBI's taxonomy places the organism in Eukaryota, Viridiplantae, Streptophyta, Magnoliopsida, Brassicales, Brassicaceae.